Molecule: messenger RNA, 1110 nt
Organism: Oldenlandia corymbosa var. corymbosa
Lineage: Eukaryota; Viridiplantae; Streptophyta; Magnoliopsida; Gentianales; Rubiaceae
Source: the annotation of a GenBank genome assembly
AUGAGUUUUAAUGAUCAUGGUCACAUUCGGCAUUCUGGCCCUUCCCAUCAAGUUUUGGGUUCAUCACCAUUGGAGCAUGAAGAACAAUGUCACUUGAAUUCAUCCGGGGUUGAUUUUUCUACUACGAGUAAGAUGAAAUUGUUAUCAAUUGAAGGUAGCUCAAGGAACGUGUUUCAAGAUCAAAAGAACGAGUCUUCUGACGAUAAUCGUGUUCGACAGGCUGAUUUUAUAACCAACAUAGCUUCAAAUGUUUCAAAUCUCAGUCACCAAGAACGAGGCCGAUUGAUAAUGAUUGAUAGUGAUGAGACUAAAAACACUUCGCUGGCAGCUGAUGAAAUGUCGAAGGGGUCAAUCUGCAAUGGUCUGCAGCAUGGGGCAGCCGCCGCAUCAGCUUUUGUUUCUUCACAGUUUAGUCAACAAGAUAAAAGCAUAUUGAUGACACUCGGUGUUGAUCAAGCUGAAACAAGUACGACUACAUCAAUUGUGGCUGGUGAGGUAUCCAUGAAAUUGAUUUGCAAUGAUGGUGAUCAAACUCGGCAGCUUGAUUCAUCGGUCGAUUCUGUUUCUCUUGAGCAAUUGGGUCAAGACUGUUUGAAGACACAAGAGCUCACACAGUGCAAAAAAGAUAAUUGGUUGAAGAAUGAUGAAGCAGAGAUAGAAGUCAUUAAGCCGAUUGAAGAACGACAGGUUGAGUCACAGUUAAAAGAUGAGGAUAGGCACCUGCCUGAGGUAAGAUGCGACCAGCCGAUUACUUUUCCAUUGAUUUUUCAUGGUCAAGACAAGAAAGGCAGUAAGAAGAAUGAUUCGGGUACAGUUAGUAGAGCUACCGUGGCAAAUCCAGUUAUUAAACAAUUUGGCAGCCACCUUCAGGUUCCGCAUAACAAGAUGGUUACUUCUCCGAAUAAUUCUCAAGGUCAGUCCUUGUCAACUGUCACAAAGGAGGUCAAAAGCAAAGGUUCCAUUUCUGGUGAUAAAGUUCAAGAUGCCGAGAAGCGAAAAGUGAGCAAUGCUUCUAGUUCUCCUAUUUCAAAUGGCCGAUUCAAUCCAAAAUCGGCCCUCAGUGUUAACAUGACUCAAAAGGAGAAAAAUCAUAGAAUCUACUCGUGGUGA